CUUGUGCCAUUGAUGUUCUUUACCUUUAUAUUUACGACUAAAUAAGGCUGUCGAUUGUGUUAUUUUUGACAAGUGUCAAACCCCACGAGUUUAUGCUUAAUGCAUUUCUUGCUGUCAUUUCUGCCGUAAACCAAACGCGCACUGCAGUAUUCCAGUUUGUGMUGUUUGAAUUGAACAACUAUGAGGAUAUUGUUUAUCAAGAUUUUUACAUUUACUGUGUAUUUUGCAGGGCAGUAUUCAGCAUCUGCUCUUCAAGAUGUAACAACUGACUUGUUCGGGUCUGAAAAUCAUGGUACUGUGGCUGCGUUUGGUGAUUUCAACUCGGAUAAACAGACAGAUAUUUUCAUCAUCAGAGAACAAUCUGAGUUGGUGAUAUUCUUGGCUGAUCUGAAAGCCCCAUACUUCAAGCCAAAAGUCCAUAUCCCUAAAAAGGCUUUGCCCGCCAAUUGUAUCAUAACUGGUGUUGUUCCUGGAGACUACGAUGGAGAUUCUCAGAUGGAUGUGCUUCUUACAGCUCAGCUCAAGACCAAGGCCACCUCAGACACAAUGGUUUUUGUAUUCUGGGGAAACAACCAAACCCUGGAUGGYCAAGUUGACCUUAAUAAGACAUUUGUGGACCAACCUCUGAUAAUGGAGUAG
Molecule: messenger RNA, 639 nt
Organism: Salvelinus sp. IW2-2015
Lineage: Eukaryota; Metazoa; Chordata; Actinopteri; Salmoniformes; Salmonidae
Source: RefSeq, a predicted model, not a curated record